Chrysemys picta bellii (western painted turtle) is the source of this 1258-nucleotide messenger RNA. It is a transcript of the gene HESX1, whose product is annotated as HESX homeobox 1. Gene Ontology annotation, cellular component: nucleus. The record is from RefSeq and is a predicted model, not a curated record. Lineage: Eukaryota; Metazoa; Chordata; Testudines; Emydidae. Gene Ontology annotation, molecular function: DNA-binding transcription repressor activity, RNA polymerase II-specific; RNA polymerase II cis-regulatory region sequence-specific DNA binding. Gene Ontology annotation, biological process: pituitary gland development; regulation of transcription by RNA polymerase II; forebrain development.
AUUGACAUGCUAAAACUUUCUAAUAAAAGAUUUUAAUUAAUGACGUUGCAAAUCCAACCCCCUUGCCAACACAGCUAUAAGGAGGACCUGCAAGAAAAUGCAAGUACAAUUCAUGUUGUGCAUAGACUGAAGGUGAAAGAAUGGCAAGUACAUCAUUAUGUGCUUCUGAUACAGCAGUGUCUCAAAAUCUUCAGAAAGUAUCCAGUUUUGUGGAAACUAAAACCACACAUUGCUCAUUUUCCAUUGAAAGCAUUUUGGGAUUAGAACAGAAAAAAGAUGGCAUUCCAGCUGCGAUACCUCACAGACCGUGGAUGGAUACAUGCAACAAUUUAGGAGAAGACACUAGUCAGUGUCUGCAGACCCCUGUCAUUUCCUGUGAAGGGCCAUUAUUUCAUGUUAACAGUUACCCGAUGCUGGAGGAAAGAGUUUUGAAAUGUGAAAAAUAUUUUUCAGCCACUGAAAGGCUAUCUUACAAAAGGGAACUGAGCUGGUACAGGGGUAGGAGACCAAGAACUGCUUUCACUAGAAACCAGAUUGAAAUGCUGGAAAAUGUUUUUAGAGUGAACUCCUAUCCUGGCAUUGAUGUUAGAGAAGAACUAGCUCACAAACUAGAUUUAGAUGAAGACAGGAUCCAGAUCUGGUUCCAGAAUCGCCGUGCAAAGCUGAAAAGAUCCCACAGAGAAUCUCAGUUUAUAAUGGUGAAAAACACUUUAACCUCCAACCUGCUGGAAUAGGAAGAAGCCAGCUAGUUCACCAUUCUUCUACCACAAUAGAACAUGAAGAAUUAUUGGAACUUCAUAAUUUGCAUUAUUAAGCAAUGAUAAUGUAAUAUUUGUACUUUGAUAUUUGCAUCUAGUUUUGAAAGAUUAUCAUGAUUUUCAUUAGAAUAAACUGUAAAUACUUCAUUAUGACAUGCCUCAUAUUAUAAUUGCACUUUUUGUAAAAAAAUAAAAUAAAAAGUUUUCCAUAUAUUUUAAUAAAUAUUUUCCAAAACAUGUAAGAUAUUUUUGCAGAUAACAAACUUUAAUACACUAGAUCCUGAGCUGAUGUAAAUCUGAAUAAUUUACUUGAAGACAAUGGAGCUACACCAAUUUAUACUAGUUGAUUUGGUCCUGUGUGGUUACUGAUUUCAGAAAAUUCAUCAGGAAUACAUGAAAAAAGUGACCAAUUUUUUUGUUUUGUUUUGUUUGUUUAACAAAGCUUCAAAUAUUUUUAAAGGUAGAAGUAAAAAAUCAUUUAAAGUACACAAUUAUGCAAA